UUGAACUGAUGUAUAAUACUAACCUUGUUAAAAAAAUUUGAAAUUAUAUUUAAAAUUUAUAAAUCUGUUUUUUUAUAGAACAAUUAUGGUUUCGCGCUUGUAUAAAAUUACCAACCCAAGUAGAAAUAGCAGAAGUCUUGUUUGUGGUAAUACCUUAGAAGAAUUGAUAUCUGAAGCGUGCACAAAUUUGAAUAUUAACUUGGACUCAUCGUGUAAGAUUGUUCUUGAGGAAGAUGGUACAAGUAUUUCAAAGAUGUGUAUUUUGGAAAGUCUGGCGGAAAUGUACCCAAACGUCCCUUUACUACUGAUGGUCGUUUAUAAAGAUGCGCCCUGGAAACCGAUUUCGGAGAUUGUUUCAUCAGCAGUGUCAAUAAGUCCAACUAUUACAAAUCAACAAAAUGAAGGUUCACAAUCUUCUUCUUCCUUCAAUAUUGAAGAACAAAAUAGUAUUGUAAGUCUGUCACCAUCCAGCAGCGACAGAAUAUCAGCUCUUCCUUGGGAUUCUAUAGUUCCCAAGAAAUUAAAAAAUAUUGAAUCGAAUCCUUCGAGUUACGUAUUAGAUUUUAUUAGAAAUGCCGCAGACUAUAUGAUGGAUGAUUUAAAAGAUGACAGAUUCAGCACUGCAAGACGUGUCGCAGAACUUAUGGUACACAAAUUUCCUUAUGUUUUUGGCUUUUCAAUAUGGACUGAAAAUGAGUCUCGAUUAGAAAUUUCAUCUGGUGUGAAGUCUUUGCAAAAAAGACUGUAUGACCGUAUUAAGAAAACUCAACAAGGGAAAAAGAAGCGUCCACGUCCUGCUGACAGCGAUGAAGAAGACAAUACAACGAAUUUAAUUAUAGAAAGAUACGGUAAAAACCAGGAUAGUUAUGGCUGUGUAGCAUACGAACCUCCACUUCCAGAAAAUGAGACAAACGAGACUCAAAAUAUAAUGAAAAAUAGCCUUUUGCUUUCUAUUUCGAACCCUGAGAUGCAGCUACCAGUUGAAGAUGAAGCAAAGUAUUUAAAUCUUACCUACGCUACCCAGCGAAUUAAUUUAAAUAGAAGGGAACAGCUUCACUUGAAUUUGGCAGAUAUAUUACAAAAUCAUUGGCCCCAUUUAAAACAAGAAAAACAUUUUCUUGCACAUGCUGAGACUUUGCUUGGCAAAAAAGUUCAAAACAUAUGGCUUGAAAACGCAAAAAAUAAAAUUCCUGCAAUUUACGAAUAUUUCAGAGAUUAUUACACGAAAUACAAAAAGGCAACAAUAAAACCUAAAAUUGCCAAAAAUUUGGAGUCAGUUUUGAGUGAAAUAAAAAAUGCUUCGUCAACUUUGGAUUCUUCAUUUCCAAAAACGAUUGGAUUUCUUCCACUUCUAGCCUCUUUUUUUAACGAAGAGCCUAUUUUUAAAUUGGCUGACAUUGACGCUUCGGAUGAGGAAAUUAUAAAAAUGGCUAAUGUUACACGUCCUAUUCUCAUCAUAAAAGGAAGAAGUCUGUUUGACGAAUCUUUACAGUGUCUAAUAGUAGUCGAAGAUACGAUUCUAAUAAGAACUUCCAAUGUCUUACAAGGGAUUUUCUUAUUAGUAUUAUCAUACUACGUUUAUGGGUUUAAUUAUGAAGCAAAGAAGGCAUCGACCUUCGAAUUUAUUCAAAGACUGCUUUUAGAUAUAAACCCAUCAAACAAAGGCAGUAGGAGGCAAAGAAAAAGUAAAUCCCAAAAAUUAAAUGAAGAGGAUUCAAGGACAGCCAAAUUAAUAAAUAAUGUAGAAGUAGAAGCAAUAUUUGCUUCUUUACUCGUAAAACUUGCCGAAGAUUCUACGUCAUUUUUGGAACAGGAUUUCAAAUGUUUCGUAAACGGAAUUUUUCCAACAAAAAUUCUUCGACAACUAACGUUACCACAAGUGUAA
Leptopilina boulardi is the source of this 1885-nucleotide messenger RNA. RefSeq lists its product as uncharacterized. The coding region runs from base 86 to 1885 and encodes 599 amino acids. Gene Ontology annotation, biological process: apoptotic process. Lineage: Eukaryota; Metazoa; Arthropoda; Insecta; Hymenoptera; Figitidae. Gene Ontology annotation, molecular function: toxin activity. The record is from RefSeq and is a predicted model, not a curated record. The transcript is spliced from 7 exons.